Molecule: messenger RNA, 423 nt
Organism: Heterostelium album PN500
Lineage: Eukaryota; Evosea; Eumycetozoa; Acytosteliales; Acytosteliaceae
Exons: 3
Coding region: 1-423 (140 amino acids)
Source: RefSeq, a predicted model, not a curated record
AUGUUUGGUGAUGGUACCCAUUACAAGCUGGAAAAUACCCUCAAGAGAGCAGUCACCCAUUACACCAAAUUAAUCGAUGCCAAUUACCACAAGCUUAACUUCACAAUCGCUUAUUCUAUCUCCCAAGGAAUCACUGUCGAUUGCUCUGCAAUAACGCGUAAAUUUAAAUCUGAUUGGAAUCUAAAUCCUUCCAACUACGUGCCACCACUUUAUACUGUUGUUCAUCAACAUGCAGCUACUUUGAAAAUGGUAGAUUCAAAUUCAAUCUUUACUCGAUUUAAUUUAAUAUGGAAUCAGAUACAUAGACAAACAAUCUUAAGCUCUAGAUUCCCAGUUUUUAUAGAAAUUUUAGAUAUAUUCGAUAACUAUACAAGACAUCUCACUUGUCAUCAAUAUUCGAAAACACAUAAUAUUUGUACUUAA